Messenger RNA from Perognathus longimembris pacificus (Pacific pocket mouse), 732 nucleotides. It is a transcript of the gene Dnph1, whose product is annotated as 2'-deoxynucleoside 5'-phosphate N-hydrolase 1. The record is from RefSeq and is a predicted model, not a curated record. Bases 1 to 684 code for a protein of 227 amino acids. The transcript has 5 exons. Gene Ontology annotation, molecular function: 5-hydroxymethyl-dUMP N-hydrolase activity. Gene Ontology annotation, biological process: deoxyribonucleoside monophosphate catabolic process. NCBI's taxonomy places the organism in Eukaryota, Metazoa, Chordata, Mammalia, Rodentia, Heteromyidae. Gene Ontology annotation, cellular component: nucleus.
AUGCCCCCGGUUACUGGGGACCUCCGAGUGGAGGCGCUGGGGCCGGCGGGGCUGGCGGGCGCCCCGGGCCUGGGCAGCGGGCAGCGCGGGGUGGUCCGGGCGGCCCCCGGGGGCGGAUCCGCCGCGUCCUCCCGGGCUCCGCCCCCGCCGGGCCCGGCCGCACUGCGGAGCGGGCACCGGGCGGUCACGUGGGCGGCGAUGGCGGCGGCGGCGGCGGCCGGGGCGCCGCGGGGCCCCCGCCUGUACUUCUGCGGGAGCAUCCGCGGCGGGCGCGCCGACCGGGCGCUGUACGGGCGCAUCGUGCGGCGGCUGCGGCGCUUCGGGGCGGUGCUCACCGAGCACGUGGCGGCCGCGGGGCUGGGCGAGCACGGAGAGGAGGAUGCUGGGGGCGACGGGCACAUCCACGCGCGGGACAUGGCGUGGCUGCAGCAGGCCGACGUGGUCGUGGCGGAGGUGACGCAGCCCUCCUUGGGGGUCGGCUACGAGCUGGGCCGCGCCGUGGCCCUGCAGAAGAAAAUCCUGUGCCUGUUCCGCCCCCGAUCUGGCCGAGUGCUUUCGGCCAUGAUCCGGGGAGCUGCGGACGGCUCGAGGUUCCAGGUGUGGGACUAUGAGGAGGAGGAGGUGGAGGCCACGCUGGACCGAUACUUUGAGGCUGACCCUCCUGUGCCGGUGGCCAUCCAGUGACCCGGCGGCUGGACUGACCCCCCCCCCCCAUUAAACCUUCUGACCUCC